AUGUCCAGAUUCCCAGAAACGAAAGAAGCUAUUGCUGAGGUCCCUUCAACAAUAGAAACAUCUCGCAACGGUACUACCAAUGAGAACUCGAAUACACUAUUAACAACUCACUCCUGGCGAUUUUGGUUCAUCUUCUUAGCGCUAUGCCUCAUCUCUUUUGUAUGUAGUAUAGAUGCAACUAUUGUUGUGACAGCGCUGCCCACAAUUACGAGAGAAAUUGGAGGUGAAGAGCGAUACAUAUGGAUCGCCAAUUCAUUCGUUUUUGCGUCAACUGCACCUCAACCUCUCUUCGCUCAGAUUUCCAAUAUUCUGGGAAGACGCAAUCCAUUUAUUUUCGCUAUUUGCCUCUUUGCUCUUGGAAGCGGUCUUUCUGGCGGUGCCGCAACUCCAGCUAUGCUCAUUGCCGGACGAACAACACAAGGAGUUGGCGCAGGGGGCUGUUAUGUACUUCUUGAUGUUGUACUUUGCGACAUAGUGCCUCUCCGCCAAAGAGGCAAGUAUCUUGGUAUCAUGCUCGGGACUUCAGCGAUUGGGGUAACGAUAGGACCUCUCAUAGGUGGAGCUUUUGCCCAAGCCAGUUGGCGUUGGAUAUUCUACCUGAAUCUACCCUUUUCGGGCCUCUCUUUAGCUUUCGUUUUCGGUUUACUAAACAUGCGUUGGAAUCGGAGCCCAUCAUGGAAGCAUGCUCUGAAACGAGUUGACUUUCUUGGUAACGCAAUUCUCAUCCCAUCGAUCGUGGCGGUCAUGUUUGGUCUAACAUUUGGCGGUAUUCAUUACCCGUGGAACUCCUACAACAUCAUUGUUCCGCUUGUCUUAGGUCUCGCCGGAUGGAUUCUCUUUCAUCUUUACCAGGCAUCAUCAUUUUGCAAGGAGCCUAGUGUCCCUCCGCGUAUACUCAGCAAUCGAACGUCCGUCGUUGGCUACUUUCUUGUAUCUGUAACUGGUCUUUUGCUGGAAUCGAUCGGGUUUUUCAUGCCAGUAUACUUUCAAGCUGUAUUCGGAUCAAGCCCUUUAAAGUCUGGUAUCCAACUGCUUCCCACCACAAUCACCGUUGUCCCUUUCGGGAUUGCUGCGGGGAUUAUUAUGUCGAAGACCGGCUUGUAUCGUCCUUUGCACUGGGUCGGUAUGGGCCUCGCUAGCAUUGGUGCUGGACUCCUCUCAACUCUGACAAUGAACUCAAAUAAAGCGUCAUGGAUCUGUUUUCAGAUGAUCAUGGCAAGCGGCGCUGGUAUGAUUGCUGCAUUAACAUUACCUCCUAUACUCGCCGCAUUACCAGAAUCAGACGUUGCGACUGCCAGUGGCCUAAAAGAGGGGUGGCCCGAAAGUGGGGUAACCGACUUAUGGGGCGUAACAGUUCCUUCGAUCGUAUUCAACGGCCAAUUUCAAAAAUACGCACAUCAGAUUGGCGACGCAAAAAUCCAAGCGCAGCUAGCGAAUGGUGCGGCAUAUGCGUACGCGAGCGGAGGUUACAUUGCGACAUUGCCUCCAGGAGUAAAAGAGAGGGUGAUCGGGGUAUAUAUUGAUGCGUUAAAGACAGUGUGGCAGGUUAGCAUUGCUUUCGCGUGCAUCGGAUUUUUGAGUGUUUUUGCAGAAAAGCACCUGGAAUUGAGGAAGGAGCUUGAUACUGAGUAUGGUAUAGAUGAAGGACCGAAGAAUAACAAGAUCGGGGAUUCAGAGGAGGACAGAGUUGAUACAGUGCCACCGGUAGCCUUGAAAUCGGCGCAGUCAGAGAUGUAG
This is a messenger RNA of Botrytis deweyae, 1737 nucleotides long. RefSeq lists its product as uncharacterized. Gene Ontology annotation, molecular function: transmembrane transporter activity. NCBI's taxonomy places the organism in Eukaryota, Fungi, Ascomycota, Leotiomycetes, Helotiales, Sclerotiniaceae. Gene Ontology annotation, biological process: transmembrane transport. The record is from RefSeq and is a predicted model, not a curated record. The transcript is spliced from 2 exons. The coding region runs from base 1 to 1737 and encodes 578 amino acids.